Linum tenue is the source of this 1379-nucleotide messenger RNA. Lineage: Eukaryota; Viridiplantae; Streptophyta; Magnoliopsida; Malpighiales; Linaceae. The record is from the annotation of a GenBank genome assembly.
AAAGAAAAAUCUCUCUAAAUACAUCAACCUUCCUUUUACUACUUAAAAACUGAAAAGUGAAGACUCUUCCUCCUAAUUCCUAUUCUUUGCUUCCCCACUCAAAAAGAAACUAAUACCCCUUCCUUCCUUCUUCCCACCUCUCCCUUUCCAGUUUCCCCUGCCUAUAUCAACCCAAGAAAAACAACAACCCAUAUCUCCAUUUUCAUCCAAACCAAUCACUAUGAAAGCUCCAAUCUUUCUCCUCCUCUUCCAUUUCUCCAUCUCCUCUCCCUUCUUCCCCACUUCACACUCCUCCUCCCAACCCACUUGCCCGCCUCUCAAAUGCAGCCCUCAAUCCCCUGAAAUCCACACCCCAUUCCACCUCACAGCCCACCACCCUCCCGGCUGCGGCAAGCCAGGCUUCACCCUCUCCUGCAAACACAACACCACCACCACCAUCACCUUCCCCCACCACCACCUCGACUUGGUCGUCAAGUCGAUCUCUUACGACGAAAACAGAAUCGACCUCUCGGACCCACGAAGGUGCGUGCACGGCGUCUUCCUCGACCUCGACUUGUCCCUCACCCCGUUUCAGUACGCCUAUGCAGUGAAGGAGUUCGAUUACUUGAACUGCUCGGCCAGGCUCCCCACGGGCUCGUUCGACGAAGUGGCGUGUUUGAGUGGGAAGGAGCAUCAUGUCUACACGGUGGAGGCAGGGGAGAGGUCUUCUUUUGAAGUACUGCCGGAGUUUUGUAGAGUAGUGAAGAGUGUCAAAAUUCCGUUUGGGUAUAGCCCUUACCUUGCUGACGACGAAUUUGGCCUCGGGUUGACUUGGGAAACAGAGUGUGGAGAGGAGAUGUCAAAGGGUUUCUUAGCGAACAACUUGGUGGGAAGUGCCUUGUGUGACAAGUUGUUGAAGCUCGGGUUAUGCUUGGUGGCGGUAGCGUUGCUGUUGAGCUUGAAGAUGUAUCAUACAAACAGAGGGGAGGAGAUGUUGGUGAAUGAGAGAAGCCAUCUUUUUUUUCUAGUUGAGUCACUCAAAGGUCGAGGAGACGAGGAGUCUUCUGCCUAAAGGACUGCUGAGUUUUGAGAUAUGUCAUCAAAGAAAUAGGACCUUUAGUACCUGGUACAAAGUUUGCAGCUGAUGACAUAUGAUAGACAAAUUUUGGAAAGAGGUACACGCACAAACCCCAUGGAAAGGGAUUAUGAAAACCAUAGGCAUAAAACCAGUUACGUCGUACACAAUUCUAAACUGGUACGACCGAUUGCAAUUUCAUGGAACAGAAUUUGUGCUCACUCUAGGAUAUAACUGACUGGUUUACAAUCUGUGGCCGCAUAAGAGCCUAAAGUUAAGGUUUUGAAAACUUAACAGCAACCACAUUUGCUCGAGUACAAGGUAG